This is a messenger RNA of Coregonus sp. 'balchen', 32567 nucleotides long. The record is from the annotation of a GenBank genome assembly. NCBI's taxonomy places the organism in Eukaryota, Metazoa, Chordata, Actinopteri, Salmoniformes, Salmonidae.
AUGGAGAACAGUCAAGAGGAUCCUUCCCUCCUGUGGCAGGCGUUUGGUAGCGCCACUGGGGUCACCCGCUACUACCCAGGUACAUGAUGUCCUUAUUACAGGAAUACAGGAUGCCCUUAUUACAGUAAUACAGGAUGCCCUUAUUACAGUAAUACAUUAUGCCCUUAUUAUAGGAAUACAGGAUGCCCUUAUUACAGUAAUACAUUAUGUCCUUAUUACAGGAAUACAGGAUGCCCUUAUUACAGGAAUACAGGAUGCCCUUAUUAUAGGAAUAUAGGAUACCCUUAUUACAGGAAUACAUUAUGCUCUUAUUACAGGAAUACAUUAUGUCCUUAUUACAGGAAUACAUUAUGCAUUUAUUACAGGAAUACAUUAUGUACUUUUUACAGGAAUACAGGAUGUCCUUAUUACAGGAAUACAGGAUGCCCUUAUUACAGGAAUACAUGAUGUUCUUAUUACAGGAAUACAUUAUGUCCUUAUUACAGGAAUAUAGGAUACCCUUAUUACAGGAAUAAAUUAUGCUCUUAUUACAGGAAUACAUGAUGCAUUUAUUACAGGAAUACGUUAUGUCCUUUUUACAGGAAUACAGGAUGCCCUCAUUACAGGAAUACAGGAUGCCCUCAUUACAGGAAUACAUGAUGCCCUUAUUACAGGAAUAAAGGAUGUCCUUAUUACAGGAAUAGAGGAUGCCCUUAUUACAGGAAUACAUGACGCUCUUAUUACAGGAAUACAUGAUGCCCUUAUACAUGAUGCCCUUAUUACAGGAAUACAUGAUGUUCUUAUAAAAGGAAUACAGGAUGCCCUUAUUACAGGAAUAUAGGAUGCCGUUAUUACAGGAAUACAGGAUGCCGUUAUUACAGGAAUACAGGAUGCCCUUAUUACAGGAAUACAUGAUGUCCUUAUUACAGGAAUACAGGAUGCCCUUAUUACAGGAAUACAGGAUGCCCUUUUUACAGGAAUACAUGAUGUUGUUAUUACAGGAAUACAGGAUGUCCUUAUUAGAAUUAUAGGAUCUCUUUGGUCUUUUCCUUCACGACAAUGCAAUAUACUGUAAAGCAAUACAAGUUUACUUGAAUAUGAAUGGUUAUAUGGUUAUAUGAAUGGUUGUAAAUAUGCUGGGUUGUGAAACUAAACUGUCUGCAUCCCAAAUGGCACCCUAUUCCCUUGAUAGUGCAACAUUUUUUAUCAGGGCCCCUAGUAGUGCACUACAGUAUAUAGGGAAUAGGGUACCAUUUGGAAUGCACUCACUGAGUCUCUAGCUAUAAACCUGUGAUUUAUCUCAAUAUCCUAUUAUUUCUGGGUAACAAUUAAGUACCUGACUGUGAUUGUUUUCAAUUAAAAUUGUCAAAAAUAAACUAAAAUAGCUUUUUGGGAAAGAGAAAUUUCUCAAGCAAUACUUUUUUUAGGACUGUCUGGUAGUGGAGUCGGGAGGUGAAAACUAGCUGUUAUUGGCAGAGAGGUUUGGAACUCUCAUUCUUAUUGGUCUAUAAACUAUUUUACCGCCUUGAGAUGUCACCAAGCAGGCCAAAACUCCAUCCCACCAAAACAGGCUGAAAUGUAUUUUCAAACAGCUCUUACACUAGAAGGGCAUUCUCAUCAUUUUCACAAUUUCACAGUAUUAUUCCAACCUCAUAGUGUGGAAAUAUAUAUAAAACACAGGAAAGUCAGAUUUUUGACUGCACUGGUCCUUUAAGCAUCUACAUUUACAUUGACAUUUUAGUCAUUUAGCAGGCACUCUUAUCCAGAGCGCUUACUUAAAGGUUACAAUAACUCAAAGGAAGGUAAUACCACAAAACCUAUGAAAUGUAAAUACAAUAUUAGUUCCAUUGUCUUAUAUGUAUCAAAUAUCAUCGUUUGGUGGUAGACUGGUAGGGGCAAAUAAAAACUGAAAGUAAAAAUUCUGUAUGUUUUUAUUACCUUAUCUGUAGCCACACCUUGGAGGGCCCCUGAUAAGAUCGACCUGUAUGAUGUGAGGAGAAGGCCUUGGUAUGUGUUACCUAUUCUGUUCUCUUUUAAUAAUUGAUUUUGAUGAUGGUUGAAGAGUUCAUUUUGAGGAUUCUUAUGAUGAGCAUUUGGGGAUCUUCUCUUUCUUUUUCAUAAGGUACAUCCAAGGGGCCUCAUCUCCCAAAGACAUGAUCAUACUUGUUGAUGUGUGAGUUCUCUAAUUUAAGUUCCAAUAACUUAGUUCCAAAAUGACUGGUUACACUAUAAGAGAGUGCAGUUUGUGUGUGUGUGUGUGUGUGUGUGUGAGAGAUAGAGAGAGCGAGUGCUUGCGGCCAACUGGCCAGCCACAUUAUCACAGGGUCAAGAGCAUGACAGUGACAACCAAUGUCACAUGAUAAGCAUCUACAUGGGGAGUGUAUUGCAUCAUGCAAUUAGUGUGCAUGCGUGCACGAGUGCAUGUGUGUGUUUUUGCGUAUGCGUGUGUGUCAUGAUACCUUUCCCCUGUCCCCCCUCAGGAGUGGCAGUGUGAGCGGCCUCACUUUGAAGCUGAUCAAGGCAUCAGUGAUGGAGAUGCUGGACACUCUGUCUGAUGACGACUAUGUCAACGUGGCCAGGGUGAGUGUGUCUGAUAGUGUGGUAGUUACUGUAGUUACACCUGGGAUUGACAUUUCAUUGGUUAUGCAUUUGUUUUUUUUGUAGAGUUCUAUUUCAUACUAUUUUUCGAUACAUAGACAUCAACAUAAAACAUGUUUCACAACCUUAAACAACACAAUAAUUACUCAUAUGAACGGUUAUACAUUUGUUAAUAACCCAUUUCCUCUUUCACUCACUGUCUUUAUCUCUUGCGGUCUAUCUAGCCUGCUCUCUCAUAGUUGUUCCUCAAUCCCACUUCUGCUCUGUCCUUCUCUCUCCUGUCCUGUUUCAGUUUAAUAAAAGGCAGAGGCAGUGGUCCCUUGCUUCAAACACCUGGUCCAGGCCAACGUUCGCAACAAGAAGAUCUUCAAAGAGGCUGUGCAGAUCAUGCAAGCUAAAGGCACCACAGACUACAAGUCUGGUUUCCACUUUGCCUUCAAUCAGCUACUAAACGUAAAUGACUUAAAGCUCAACACUCUGAACGACCGCAUUCUGUACAAGUGAUGCCCAAUUCUUUAGGGCUCCUACUAUGAACUAGACAAGGACAUUUCCCAAAGAAAAUGUGUGCUUUGAGCAAGCACAUUAAUGACAUUUCAUUAGAGAUAACAGGCCAACCAGCAAAACAUUUAAGAAUGGCUCUCAAGGAGUAGACCAUGUUGGGUAUGGAAUUGGGUGUACUUGUGGUUGUGGCUUGGUGGUAUCAAUGGCUUGGUUGCCAGAUCCACUUCUGCUUUAGCCAUCUCCCUUGUUGUUGUUAUGCCAGACUAAUACAGUAUUAUAAACCGGGUCCUGGAUGCUGAUUGGCUGAAACAGCAUUUCAGCCGUGUGUAUAUCAGACGAUAUACCACGGGUAUGACGCAAAAAUACUUGUUUAAUGUUUUAUUUAUAUUGGUAACCAGUUUAUAAUAGUAAUAAGGCACCUCAGGGGUUUGUGGUAUAUGGCCAAGAUAUCACUUCCACUCGGGCUUUAUUGCUUAAAUAUACUUUACACUUACAGUAUCAACCUUGCCUUCCUCUAAAUCACGUACGCUUGUUAACGCACCUGGAGAUAAGAAAGAUAAGAGAGUAUAAUGCCGUACGAUUGCAAACAGCAGUAACUAUACAUUGGGUCAAAGUUGAGUUAAGACCGAAAUCAGACUUUGUCGUAAUGUUUUGUACACUCUGUGACGAGUACUGGGGAUACGAAGAGGCAGGACGCAGACGCAGGAAUCAACAAUGUAAAGGUUUACUUAACACUGAGCAAGAGAACAACAAAGAGCAAUACUGACAUUAACUAAACAUAAUUCUAGGCAUAUAGAUCCUAAGGGUAACUUAUGAGACAAAGCAUGAACAAAGAGAUGCUUACUAGGCCAGAGGCCUAGAAGCCUAGGAAAUGAGAAUUGACCAUACAACCUUCCUCCAUGGACUGGAAACAGGAUAAGAGAUAACAAAGGCAUUUAAUUCCAUUUAUAACAUCUGCAGGUGUAACUCUUUCAAUCCAAAACCAACCACCAUUGACCAAUCAAACGAUACCAACUUUACCGUAACCUGACCACCAGUCCCAAUCUGCACAGGGUGUGACAGCAUCUAAAGGCUUGUGUGGGGGAUGAGACCAAUGUAAAUAUGACAGAAUUCCAGAGACAACCAUAUAAUUUCCCUUUGCAUAGAAUAAUUUAGAGUUCACCAUGUAUAGAUACAAGUUACUACAGAGACCAUACAUCCAUAUAGAUAGCAUCAGAGUUAUCCUCAGUGAACAAGUUUCAGAUAGAUACCAAACAUGGAUACUAUAGUAUUAUUCUAUCACACAUUCAAUAGUCAGUCCUCUGUAUUCUGUAACAGAGAGUAUAACAUUUUGUCCCCUCAGAGGGGGAAUGUCUGACUAGUCCUUGGGCAUUGUACUUUGUCCUUUCCUUGUGUUUGCCAUGCGGACCCAUAGGUGAUAGAGAGCACAUAAAUUAGGGCCUAGCCUACAAUGGUAAGAGAGAUAGCAAACAAAAUAUGUAAAACCAAGCUAACAUAAAGCAAAUGACAGUGUUCAAAUUAUAGUUAUACAAAGUAAUAUAUUUCUUAAGUAUAAACAUUUCCAUGAUGAAAUAGUUCUUACCUUAUGGCGAAAAAAUGCUUGAAGGUUACUACAAUAAAACAUUCAAAACAUAAAAAAAUAACUACACCACCGUUCAAAAGUUUGGGGUCACUUUUUUUGUCCAUUAAAAUAACAUCAAAUUGAUCAGGAAUACAGUGUAGACAUUGUUAAUGUUGUAAAUGGCUAUUGUAGCUGGAAACGGCUGAUUUUUAAUGGUCCUCUGUAGCUCAGCUGGUAGAACACGGUGCUUGUAACGCCAAGGUAGUGGGUUCGAUCCCCGGGACCACCCAUACACAAAAAUGUAUGCAUUCAUGACUGUAAGUUGCUUUGGAUAAAAGCAUCUGCUAAAUGGCAUAUCUUAUUAUUAUUAUAUUAUAGGCGUACAGAGGCCCAUUAUCAGCAACCAUCAGUCCUGUGUUUGCUAAUCCAAGUUUAUCAUUUUAAAAGGCUAAUUGAACAUUAGAAAACCCUUUUGCAAUUAUGUUAGCACAGCUGAAACUGAAAACUGGCCUUCUUGAGACUAGUUGAGUAUCUGGAGCAUCAGCAAUUGUGGUUCGAUUACAGGCUCAAAAUGGCCAGAAACAAAUAACUAUCUUCUGAAACUCGUCAGUCUAUUCUUGUUCUGAGAAAUGAAGGCUAUUCCAUGCGAGAAAUUGCCAAGAAACUGAAGAUCUCGUACAACGCUGUGUACUACUCCCUUCACAGAACAGCGCAAACUGGCUCUAACCAGAAUAGAAAGAGGAGUGGGAGGCCCCGGUGCACAACUGAGCAAGAGGACAAAUGCAUUAGAGUGUCUAGUUUGAGAAACAGACGCCUCACAGGUCCUCAACUGGCAGCUUCAUUAAAUAGUACCCGCAUAACACCAGUCUCAACGUCAACAGUGAAGAGGCGACUCUGGAAUGUUGACCUUCUAGGCAGAGUUGCAAUGAAAAAGCCAUAUCUCAGACUGGCCAAUAAAAACAAAAGAUUAAGAAGGGCAAAAGAACACAGACACUGGAAAAAGGAAGAUUGGGAACUUGUUGUGGACAGACGAAUCGAAGUUUGAGGUGUUCGGAUCACAAAGAAGAACAUUUGUGAGACUCAGACCAAAUGAAAAGAUGCUGGAGGAGUGCUUGAUGCCAUCUGUCAAGCAUGGUGGAGGCAAUGUGAUGGUCUGGGGGUGCUUUGGUGGUGGUAAAGUGGAAGAUUUGUAUAGGGUAAAAGGGAUCUUGAAGAAGGAAGGCAACACUCCAUUUUGCAACGCCAUGCCAUACCCUGUGGACGGCGCUUGAUUGGAGCCAAUUUCCUCCUACAACAGGACAAUGACCCAAAGCACAGCUCCAAACUAUGCAAUAACUAUUUAGGGAAGAAGCAGUCAGCUGGUAUUCUGUCUAUAAUGGAGUGGCUAGCACAGUCACCGGAUCUCAACCCUAUUGAGCUGUUGUGGGAGCAGCUUGACCAUGUGGUACGUAAGAAGUGCCCAUCAAGCCAAUCCAACUUGUGGGAGGUGCUUCAGGAAGCAUGUGGUGAAAUCUCUUCAGAUUACCUCAACAAAUUGACAACUAGAAUGCCAAAGGUCUGCAAGGCUGUAAUUGCUGCAAAUGGAGGAUUAUUUGACGAAAGCAAAGUUUGAAGGACACAAUUAUUAUUUAUAUUAAAAAUAAUUAUUUCUAACCUCAUCAAUGACUACAUUUCCUAUGCAUUUUGCUAUAUUUCCUAUUCAAACUCAUUUCAUGUAUGUUUUCAUGGAGAACAAGGAAAUGUCUAAGUGACCCCAAACUUUUGAAUGGGAGUGUACAUAACACCAUUAAAUAAAGUUGGAGUGUAGUUAGAACUCUCAAACUGUUUCCAUCAAACAGAAAAACAACAAGUUGGAUAAACGCAUUUAGAUUGUAGAUACUGCGCUUUGCCUUUGCAUUACUCAUAUAUACUGAACAUAAAUAUAACCGCAACAUGUAAAGUGUUGGUCCCAUGUUUCAUGAGCUGAAAUAAAAGAUCCCAUAAAUGUUCCAUAUGAACAAAAAGCUUAUUUCUCCCAAAUUUGUUGCACAAAUUUGUUUACAUCCCUGUUAAUGAGCAUUUCUCCUUUGCCAAAAUAAUCCAUCCACCUGACAGGUGUGGCAUAUCAAGAAGCUGAUUAAACAGCAUGAUCAUUACACAAGUGCACCUUGUUCUGGGGACAAUAAAAGGCCACUCUAAAAUGUGCAGUUUUGUCACAAAACCCAAUGCCACAGACGUCUCAAGUUUUGAGGGAGCAUGCAAUUGGAAUGCUGACUGCAGGAAUGUCCACCAAGGCUGUUGCCAUAGAAUUUAAUGUUAAUUUCUCUACCAUAAGCCGCCUCCAACAUCGUUUUAGAUAAUUUGUCAGUAUGUCCAACCGGCCUCACUACCGCAGACCACGCCAGCCCAGGACUUCCACAUCCGGCUUCUUCACCUGCGGGAUCGUCUGAGACCAGCCACCCAGACAACUGAUGAAACUGUGGAGUAUUUCUGUCUGUAAUAAAGCCCUUUUGUGGGGAAAAACUCAUUAUGAUUGGCUCAGCCUGGCUCCCCGGUGGGUGGGCCUGGCUCCCAAGUGGGUGCCCUCCCAGGCCCACCCAUGGCUGUGCCUCUUCGCAGUCAUGUGAAUUCCAUAGAUUAGGGCCUAAUACAUUUAUUUCAAUUGACUGAUUUCCUUAUAUGAACUGUAACUCGGUAAAAUCGUUGAAAUUGUUGCAUGUUGCGUUCAUAUUUUUGUUCAGUAUAGUUGUUUAAGGUCAUACAAAGGCAGAGUGCAGCAUCUGCAUUUUAGGGGUCAUAAGUCAAAUCAGUGGGCAUGAUUGAUAUGCAUAAAACAUUACUUCAUAAUAAGAUAAUACAUCAGUGCAUUAUCACUUAUCUUCCUACAACAUACUGUAUUUGGCUGGAAAGCAAAAAAACUUGAAAGCAUUUUUCUCAGUUUCACUGUUUGCAUAGUUACUGCCCUUUGCCUUGUAGGGCAGCAUAGUGAAAGCCAUAUCAGGGGAACAGCUCAUCUUAUUCCCUAUACAGUGCACUACUUUUGACCAGAGCCCUAUUGGAAAUAGGGUGCCAUUUGGGACAUAGACAGUGUCCCCUCUUGCCUGCUUUAUUCAUCACAUACUAACUUUCUGUAUUAAUCAUUCACUUGCUGUGUUUUGUAUUAAUGUUAGCACACACUGUCUUUCUGUUUCUCUUUCUCUUUGUGUUUUUAGAAGACGAAUGUCCCGCGAGCUCACUGCAAUAAAAUAAUCAUGCUGUUCACGGAUGGAGGAGAGGAUCGAGCUCAGGACAUCUUUGAGCAGUACAACUGGCCCAACAAGACGGUCCGUUUCUCAGAAACUAAACACACACACAAAACACAUAAGCUGACAUUUCAAUCACUAUUUCAUUGGUAACUUCAUUCUUCCUUAUUCAUUGAUGACUUCAUUCUUGGAAUCCAUAAAUGCGCCACUAGGGUUGAAAAAAUUCCUCCUACUUAUUUCCUCCUGAUUACAGGAAUCUUCCAACUGGAAUUUCUGGUCAAAGGAUACCACAAUGGAUAUCACACUUGGCUGUGUAUCUCCGUGUUAAUGACCCUGAAUAAAGAUGAAUGGGUUAUUUGAAUUCUCUUUCUCCUAAGGUGCGGGUCUUUACAUUCUCUGUGGGGCAGCACAACUAUGAUGUCACACCCUUGCAGUGGAUUGCGUGUGCCAAUAAAGGUGAGUGGGAUCAGUGCAGGGGCUAUUUUGUCUAACACGCAUCAGUGAAGAUCCCUCUUAACUUGUCCAAAAAUAGAUGCAGUAGGGGGUUGUAACAAAAUGGCAGUUUUCAUUUCCUUGUGCCCUAAUAAACAUGACACUUGUCUGCUUAAGAGAAGUUACUGUAGUCUUUCAGUUUAUAACCCCUAGCCUAGGUUAUAAGCGCUUGAUACACAACCUCCAUCUUCACUCUCCCUCAUCUGUGCCAUAAUUGUGAGCUCUGUUUCUCACCUAUCUCUCUUGUUACCCCCCCCCCCCCCCCCUCUCUCUCUCGCGCCGCUCUCUCUCUCUCUCUCUCUCUCGCUCUCUCUCUCUCUCUCUCUCUCUCUCUCUCUCUCUCUCUCUCUCUCUCUCUCUAGGUUUCUAUUUUGAGAUCCGCUCCAUCUGUGCCAUACGGAUUAACACCCAGGUGGGUUUGUCUAGUGCCUCUUACACAGCUGAUCCUGGGUCAGCCAGUUCUCCUCCUGGCACUGCUUCCUACUUCCUAGAAUUGUUGUUGUUUAUUGGAAACUGACUCUAAUGUAGCGUAUAUAUUAUUACCCUGAGGUUAUUACUGUGAAGUGUUUCCACUUACAGCCUGACAGGAAAAUAUAUAAAGUUGGACGAAUUUUACUGAGCAUCUUUCCAUCAGCAAUAGCACGUAGUCAUUUGAAAUACCUUUCCGUUUCCUGUGUAACAUCAGUGAGUGCGUCCCAAAUGGCACCCUAUUCUCUACAUAGUGCACUACUUUUAACCAGAGGCCUAUGUGCCCUGGUCAAAAGUAUUGCACUAUAAAGGGAAUACAGUGCCAUUUGGGACUGUUUGCAAUUCCUGUGUGUUGUUACCAGGAGUACCUGGAUGUGCUGGGCCGCCCCAUGGUCCUGGCAGGCAGCCGUGCCAAGCAGGUUCAGUGGACCAACGUCUAUCAGGAUGCCUUGGUGAGGUCACCUGGCUCAGAACAUUCAGCUACACUACCAGUCAAAAGUUUGGACACACCUACACAUUCAAGGGUUUUUCUUUAUUUGUACUAUUUUUUACAUUGUAGAAUAAUAGUGAAGACAUCAAAACUAUGAAAUAACACAUAUGGAAACAUGUAGUAAACAAAAUAGUGUUAAACAAAACAAAAUAUAUUUUAUAUUUGAGAUUCUUAAAAUAGCCACCCUUUGCCUUUAUGACAGCUUUGCCCACUCUUGGCAUUGUCUCAACCAGCUUCAUCUGGAAUGCUUUUCCAACAGUCUUGAAGGAGUUCCCACAUAUGCUGAGCACUUGUUGGCUACUUUUCCUUCACUCUGCGGUCCGACUCAUCCCAAACUAUCUCAAUUGGGUUGAGGUCAGGGGAUUAUGGAGGCCAGGUCAUCUGAUGCAGCACUCCAUCACUCUCCUUCUUGGUCAAAUAUCCCUUACACAGCCUGGAGGUGUGUUGGGUCAUUGUCCUGUUGAAAAACAAAUGAUAGUCCCACUAAGCCCAAACCAGAUGGGAUGGCGUAUCGCUGUAGAAUGCUGUGGUAGCCAUGCUGGUUAAGUGUGCCUUGAAUUCUAAAUAAAUCACAGACAGUGUCACCAGCAAAGCACCCCCACACCAUAACACCUCCUCCUCCAUGCUUUCCGGUGAGAAAUACACACACGGAAAUCAUCCGUUCACCCACACCGCGUCUAACAAAGACACGGCGGUUGGAACCUAAAAUCUCCAAUUUGGACUCCAGACCAAAGGACAAAUUUCCACCGGUCUAAUGUCCAUUGCUCAUGUUUCUUGGCCCAAGCAGGUCUCUUCUUAUUAUUGGUGUCCUUUAGGAGUGGUUUCUUUGCAGCAAUUCGACUGUGAUGGCCUGAUUCACACAGUCCCCUUUGAAUAGUUGAUGUUAAGAUGUGUCUGUUACUUGAACUCUGUGAAUAAUUUAUUUGGGCUGCAAUUUCUGAGGCUGGUAACUCUAAUGAACUUAUUCUCUGCAGCAGAGGUAACUCUGGGUCUUCCAUUCCUGUGGUGGUCCUCAUUAGAGCCAGUUUCAUCAUAGCGCUUGAUGGUUUUUGCGACUGCGCUUGAAGAAACUUUCAAAGUUCUUCAAAUGUUCCGUAUUGACUGACCUUCAUGUCUUAAAGUAAUGAUGGACUGUUGUUUCUCUUUGCUUAUUUGAGCUGUUCUUGCCAUAAUAUGGACUUGAUCUUUUACCAAAUAGGGCUAUCUUCUGUAUACCCCCCUAACUUGUCACAACACAACUGAUUGGAUCAAAUGCAUUAAGAAGGAAAGAAAUUCCACAAAUUAACUUUUAAGAAGGCACACCUGUUCAUUGAAAUGCAUUCCAGGUGACUACCUCAUGAAGCUGGUUGAAAGAAUGCCAAGAGUGUGCAAAGCUGUCAUCAAGGAAAAGGGUGGCUAUUUGAAGAAUCUCAAAUAUAAAAUAUAUUUUGAUUUGUUUAACACUUGUUUGGUUACUACAUGAUUCCAUAUGUGUUAUUUCAUAGUUGUGAUGUCUUCACUAUUAUUCUACAAUGUCGAAAAUAGUAAAAAAGAAAGAAAGAAAAACCAUUGAAUGAGUAGGUGUGUCCAAACUUUUGACUGGUGCUGUAUAUCUAAUCUAUAGCCUGAAGGCCAGUCUGUUUGUACUGUCAUGCCAACUUCAUUUCAGUCAGUCACUGUUUGGUAUGACAAUGAGUGACAAGGAGUUGGCAUGAUAGCACAAACAGACUGGCACUCAGGCUAAUUCAUCUACAUUGGACUUAAAGGGUGACUGCACUUCAUGCUUUGGCCACAUUUUUCAUCAAUCUCAUUAACAAACGAGAGUUGUCUUGGGGGUGUGGUUUGAGGUGGGUGUUUCAUGGGUUUGUCUUUGCCAGUCAAUCACAACAAACAAGGAAAGUAGCUAGCCAGUUCGAGUUGAAACAUUAUUGAAUGCAAGCUGGCAACAUGCAUCAAACAUGCUGUCAGGUUUGCCUAAUUAUGAGCUAGCUAGCUAAUGUUAGCUGGUAGGGAUAAAACCUUUCUUCAGGUGCAACAUUAGCUAUGCAAAUCUUCCUCUCACAUUACACAUUAGUGAGAGGCUAUGUAUUUAGCUAGUUACAUCACAGUAUCAUAGCCUAGUAUCAUAGUGGCAUAGCCUAUCAAAUAAUGACAUGUAGCUGUUUGACGGUUGACAGCCCAAGUAGAAACUAGUCAGAUGUAAUCCAUAUCCUGGCCAUCUGCCCAAGAUUGUUGAAUAACUUUCUGGAAGCCCAUUUUCUCUAGAGUGGCUAUUUCCCAAGCAAGGGAAAAUACUAACCACACGUCUUGUCUGGGAAAGAGGUUCCAGUUGGCGAGUUCGUUUUGCGCAGUGGUGGAAAAAGUACCCAAUUGUCAUACAUGAGUAAAAGUAAAAAUACCUUGAUAGAAAAUGACUCAAGUAGAAGUGAAUGUCACCCAGCAAAAUACUACUUGAGUAAAAGUAUAAAAGUAAUUGGUUUAAAAUAUACUUAAGUAUCAAAAGUAAAUGUAAUUGCUAAAAUAUACUUAAGUAUCAAAAGUAAAAGUAGAAAUCAUUUCACAUUCUUUAUAUUAAGCAAACCAGACUGCACCAUUUUCUUGUUCUUUUCAUAUAUGGAUAGCCAGGGGCACACUCCAACUCUCAGACAUCAUUUACAAAUGAAGCAUUUUUGUUUAGUGAGUCCGUCAGAUCAGAGGCAGUAGGGAUGACCAGGGAUGUUCUCUUGAUAAGUGCGUGAAUUGGACCAUUUUCCUGUCCUGCUAAGCAUUCGAAAUGUAAUAAGUACUUUUGGGUGUCAGGGAAAAUAUAUGGAGUAAAAAGUACAUUAGUUUAUUUUGGAAUGUAGUGCAGUAAAAGUAAAAGUUGUCAAAAAUAGAAAUAGUAAAGUAAAGUACAAAAACGGCUUAAGUAGUACUUUAAAGUAUUUUUACUUAAAUACUUUACACCACUGGUUUUGAGUGCCCCGGGUGGGCGGGGUUUGCUCAUUUUCGACCAUUCCAUUGGUCCUUCUAAGGAGAGGUCUCCGUCCACCCAGGGCACCGGGCCAUGCAAAGCGAACUCGCCCAGUCUUUACCCCAAAAAUAUGGUUCCACCAUGUGUUAAUAGGCAAAAGGAGGCAUGAAUUGUUGACAUAAUUGUAAUCCAAACCAAACCCUCAAGUCAUGACACAGUCACUUAUCAAACUCCAUUUUGGUCGAGACUGACUUUAUAACCAAAAUUAUCCUAUUUACACUUUGUAGUCAAUUUUGCCACUAUAAUGAAUGUUUCUGACUCAUAUCGAUGCCACAUAGGCCGUUUAAAACCAGAGAAGUUGGUUCUAAGGAGCAGUUGACCUUACAGUAUAGACACACGGUCCACUGACAGAGACAUACCAUUGAGUGCUCUGUAGGUGGAUGAUAAUAAUAUAUCCACAUCUGAUUUCUAAGUUCCAUAAGCAUUACAAUCUCCUGUAAUCAUAUAGUGAGGUGCCAUUGCACAAUGUAGACACAUUGGGGCAGUUUCCCAGACACAAAUUAAGCCUAGGCCUGGAUUAUAUGAUGUGUUCUGUUGGUAGUGUGGGAGAGGACUAUUAGGGAAAACACUUAACGUUUUGUUCUUCUGUUUGUCUUGUUUCUUUAUAGGGUCUGGGACUGGUUUUUACUGGAACCAUGCCUGUUUUUAAUCUCACCGUGGAUGGAAACUCACAGGUGCAGUCAUUUAAAACAGUUCACGUUGACCAAUGGCAAUCUUUCUUUAAUAAAUCACAAUUUCUUGAGGUUUUGUUUACUGGUUGUUUUCUCCACAGAAUCAGCUCAUAUUAGGUGUCAUGGGGGUGGACGUGCAUCUGGACGAAAUCAAAAAGCUGACACCACGAUACAACGUCAGUAUACCGCAUCAUAUCUUACUUCACACACACUUGCAUGCACACAAGUAAUAAUUUAUUCUAUGCUCCGUAACUUUGCAGCUUGGAGCCAAUGGGUACAUAUACGCCAUCGACCCAAAUGGAUACCUUCUCCUGCAUCCAAACCUUCACCCAAAAGUGAUGUAUACCAAAUUCCCCCACUGAAAGAUCACUGUGCAGUUUAUAGGGAGUAUUGUAAAUAGAUUGUAGAUUGUACAUUUUUAUUUGAUACAAAGUGAAUGUUGUUGGAUGUAGGUUAGAUAUAGAACCUAGUGUGUACUGCUUAUUGCAUGUCAUUCCAAUUAGCUAAGAUAAGAUUGUCAGUGCAUGUAUUCAACUGAAAAUAGAAUACAACUGAGAUUUAUUCAACUGAAUGUGUUACUGUAAAACAUGGGGAUGCUGUGAUAUCCCUAAUGUGACUGGUGCUUUUCCGCAACAGCUGCUCGACCUACCAGAGCCUGUAACACUUGACUUCCUGGAUGCUGAGGUGGAGGAUAGCUCCAAACAGGAAGUGAGUAUAAUAGCAUGCACUGAGUAUACUUAAGCAAUAAGGCACGAGGGGGUGUGGUAUAUGGAAAAUAUACCACGGCUAAGGGCUGCUCUUAGGGACGAGGCAAUGCGGUGUGCCUGGAUACAGCCCUUAGCCGUGGUAUAUUGGCCAUAUACCACAAACCCCCGAGGUGCCUUAUUGCUAUUAUAAACUGGUUACCAACGUAAUUAGAGCAGUAAAAAUAAAUGUUUUGUCAUACCCGUGGUAUACCAGAUAUACCAGCCGUGGUAUAUUGGCCAUAAACACAAACCCCUGAGGUGCCUUAUUGCUAUUAUAAACUGGUUACCAACGUAAUUAGAACAGUAAAAAUAAAUGUUUUGUCAUACCCGUGGUAUACUUGAUAUACCACGGCGGUCAGCCAAUCAGCAUUCAGGGCUCGAACCACCCAGUUUAUAAAAAACAUUAAGAACACCUGGGCCCAGAUUCACAAAACACUUCUUAAGCAAAAACAUAAGAAGCUUCUUAAGAAAAAAAAUAAAAAGUUCAUAAGAUAGUUCGUAAGUGCGAUUCCUCAACAAUAUCUUAAGAUUAAAUGAUUUUCUUAAGAACUUCUCAAAUAUCUUCUUACCAAUCUUCUUAAGAUGUUUGUUGCUAGGCAACCGAUUUAGUUAGCUAUCUAGCUAGCAAUGGCAAUCAUGUUAGCAUAUUUCCUACUGAGAUUACUGUUCUAAAAUGUUCUUGGGUUUAAAAGAAUCAAUAAUGAAACUUUCAGAUGAAGUUUGUGAGUGAAUAAACAUGUUCAAUUGCUUUCAUUAGCUUAUUCUCUCACUGCCCUGAGUUUAAGACAAGGGUUCAGCUAUCUUGGAAUUAAGAACAAAUACAAAAAAUGUAUAUUCUAGAAUCAAACUUUUUGCUUAAGGAGAAACAAGAAAUAGUGCAAGAACAUUUCCAAUAACCUUUUUGAGGAAUAGCAACUUUGCUUAACUUUCUUCAUAAGUCUAUAGUUAAGGGAAAAAUGGCAGUUAAGAAGAAAUAUCUUCUUAAGAAGGUUUUGUGAAUCUGGGCCCAGGUGAAUCCAGGUGAAAGCUAUGAUCCCUUAUUGGUGUCACUUGUUAAAUCCACUUCAAUCAGUGUAGAUGAAGGGGAGGAGACAGGUUAAAGAAGGAUUUUUAAGCCUUGAGACGCUGCUGGGUUUUUCACACUCAACAGUUUCCCGUGUGUAUCAAGAAUGGUCCACCACCCAAAGGACAUCCAGCCAACUUGACACAACUGUGGGAGGCAUUGGCGUCAACAUAGACCAGCAUCUCUUUCGAACGCUUUCGACACAUUGUAGAGUCCAUGCCCAACGAAUUGAGGGUGUUCUGAAGGCAAAAGGGUUGGGGGGUUGCAACUCAAUAUUAGGGUGGUGUUCCUAAUGUUUGGUAUACUCAGUGCAUAGCUUUCAUAUAAAUCAUGCAUUCAUGCCAAUGGGAAAUCUGUGUGAGAAUGUGUAAUGCAUAUCUAAGUUAGAAUGUUAGGAUUUAGCUAACCUAUUCUAUAUACAGAAGUAGUAAGAGUUACUCAUCCAGUUACAAUACGUGUACUUAUCCACUCAAUUAUAUGGUGAAAGGGGGGAAUAUUGACAUACUGUGCACUAAAUACACCAAUAAUUCGAUAAGUACAUGAAUGUAGUACAAUCAAAGUGUGUAUCCCAAAUGGCACCCUAUUCCCUAUAUAUUGCACUACUUUUGACCAGAGCCCUAUUGUGUUGCACCAUAUAGGGAAUAGGGUGCCAUUUGGAACAUUACCUAAAAUGUUGUGCUGCUAGACCAUGGAGAUGCAACCGCAUAGGUAACAUACUAUCUCUACAUUCCAGAUCCGCAAACAGAUGAUUGAUGGCAGACCGGGUGAUAUGCAGAUUAAGACGCUUGUUAAAUCAAUUGAUGAGGCAAGUGUGCGUGUGUGUGUGUGUGUAUGUGCGUGUGUAUUGUUCCUUACUUUACACCUAGACACUAUAUCAGGUAUACAGUACCAGUCAAAAGUUUGGACACACCUACUCAUUCAAGGGUUUUUCUUUAUUUUUACUAUUUUCUACAUCGUAGAAUAAUAGUGAAGACAUCAAAACUAUGAAAUAACACAUAUGGAAUCAUGUAGUAAUCAAAAAAGUGUUAAACAAAUCAAAAUAUAUGUUACAUUUUAGAUUCUUCAAAGUAUCCACCCUUUGCCUUGAUGACAGCUUUGCACACUCUCGGCAUUCUCUCAACCAGCUUCACCUGCAAUGCUUUUCCAACAGUCUUGAAGGAGUUCCCACACAUGCUGAGCACUUGUUGGCUGCUUUUCCUUCACUCAGCGGUCCAACUCAUCCCAAACGUCUCAAUUGGGUUGAGGUCGGGUGAUUGUGGAGGCCAGGUCAUCUGAUGCAGCACUCCAUCACUCCUUGGUCAAAUAUCCCUUACACAGCCUGGAGGUGUGUUUUGGGUCAUUGUCCUGUUGAAAAACAAAUGACAGUCCCACUAAGCACAAACCAGAUGGGAUGGCGUAUCGCUGCAGAAUGCUGUGGUAGCCAUGCUGGUUAAGUGUGCCUUGAAUUCUAAAUAAACACUGACAGUGUCACCAGCAAAGCACCCCCACACCUCCACCAUGCUUCACGGUGGGAACCACACAUGCGGAGAUCAUCCGUUCACCUACUCUGCGUCUCACACAGACACGGCGUUUGGAACCAAAGAUCUCAAAUUUGGACUCAUCAGACCAAAGGACAGAUUUCCACCGGUCUAAUGUCCAUUGCUCGUGUUUCUUGGCCCAAGCAAGUCCCUUCUUCUUAUUGGUGUCCUUUAGUAGUGGUUUCUUUACAGCAAUUUGACCAUGAAUUCACUAACUGUAAGUCGCUCUGGAUAAGAGCGUCUGCUAAAUGACUAAAAUGUAAAUGUAAAUGUAAUGAAGGCCUGAUUCACGCAGUCUCCUCUGAACAGUUGAUGUUGAGAUGUGUCUGUGACUUGAACUCUGUGAAGCAUUUAUUUGGGCUGCAAUGAGGUGCAGUUAAUUGUCGAUUUCUGAGGCUGGUAACUCUAAUGAACUUAUCCUCUGCAGCAGAGGUAACUCUGGAUCUUCCUUUCCUGUGGUGGUCCUCAUGAGAGCCAGUUUCAUCAUAGCGCUUGAUGGUUUUUGCGACUGCACUUGAAGAAACUUUCAAAGUUCUUGAAAUGUUCCGGAUUGACUGACCUUCAUGUCUUAAAGUAAUGAUGGACUGUCGUUUCUCUUUACUUGUUUGAGCUGUUCUUGCCAUAAUAUGGACUUGGCCUUUUACCAAAUAGGGCUAUCCUCUGUAUACCACUCCUACCUUGUCACAACACAACUGAUUGGCUCAAACGCGUUAAGAAGGAAAGAAAUUCCACAAAUUAACUUUUAACAAGGCACACCUCUUAAUUGAAAUGCAUUCCAAGUGACUACCUCAUGAAGCUGGUUGAGAGAAUGCCAAGAGUGUGCAAAGCUGUCAUCAAGGCAAAGGGUGGAUACUUAGAAGAAUCUCAAAUAUAACAUAUAUUUUGAUUUGUUUAACACUUUUCUGGUUACUACAUGAUUCCAUAUGUGUUAUUUCAUAGUUUUGAUGUCUUCACUAUUAUUCUACAAUGUAUAAAAUAGUAAAAAUAAUGAAAAACCCUGGAAUGAGUAGGUGUUCUAAACUUUUGACUGGUACUGUACUUUACUUCACAUACUUAAUUCACAGUAAUGACUGUAAACCCUAGGAACCCAACAGCCAUGGUCAUGGACUGAGAGCAAACCUAUUUUAAUAUGUAACUUUUCCCCCUUCAUUGCAGCGAUACAUAGAUGAGGGAGUUCGGAGUUACACCUGGACACCCAUCAAUGGUACAGACUACAGGUGAGGAGGCAGGAGAUAGAGGUGUGGGUUGAAGGGUAGAGGAUUAGUAAUGGUAACCAUUGUAAUAGGAUAUGAACUGCUGAAGAUGACAGGUUUGAGUGUGUGGGUGGACGGACUCUAUACCUAGUAGGUUAAUGGUAGUAGUGUCUUCUCUUGUGCCUCAGACUUUGAUUCAUUUCCUCUGUUUUCUUUUGGGGAUGCUGCCACUUGUAGUCUGGGCCUGGUACUGCCACCCUACAGUGAAUACUACAUCCAGGCAGACCUGAGUGAUGUGAUGCUGCAGCUCCAGUGUGAGUACUACUGCCCACCCAGAGAGCCGCUGUCUCCCUUUAGCUCUGGUCCAGGGCGUUAUGAGCGGCUUGCUGACGCUGAGCCCGAUGACAUGGGCGGUUGAUGACAGUCUCUCUCUCUCCGUUGCAGAUCUGCAAUCUUUGCUGCCCAGCUCCUUUGAAGCAGGGGGACACGUGUUCCUGGCUCCCAGGUACAGAGAUGUGUGUGUGUGUGUGUGUGUGUGUGUGUGUGUGUGUGUGUGUGUGUGUGCAAGAGUUUUGUGCAAGAGUUUUGUGCGUGUGUGUAAUCUCAUCUCUGUCUAACCGUUCUUCUUUUAGGGAAUACUGCAAGCGUCUGCACAUCUCUGACAACAACACACAGUUCCUGGAGAACUUCCUGUCUCUCAUGGUGGAGAUCACACCAGAAUCUGAAGACUGUGAGUUUCUCUUCUUUAUGUCAAUGAGUUUGUAGGGUGGUUAGGGUCAUGCCCUUCACCAUACUACACAAGCUUUGAACUGCUGUAGAUGACAUGGAAGGACACUUGAGGCCAACAAAACAUUAUAUUUGGGAAGUGUGCAAUGCACAUUUUUCACCUACAAUAUUUUAUAAAGACUGACGGGUUACAUUAACUGUGUGUGUGUGUGUGUUCACAGGUGAUCAAAGCCUCAUUCACAACCUGAUCUUGGAUUCUGGAAUCAUCUGGCAGCUAGCAUCUAGAGUGUGGAAGAACAAGGAUAUCCAAACGUGAGUGAACUCAACAAAUAAUUGCCCUAUAACAUUGAUAUUAAAAACAAUUAAUGUGAAUAAUAACAAUAUGUGUAACGUCUGAGUGAAUUAAAUUACUUUUUGCUUUAGGUAUGGUUUCCUGGCAUUAUUUGCAGCCACAGACGGAGGUGUCACCCGGGUCUUCCCCAACUCGUGAGUGUGUGUUUGAGGAGUUACAGAUAUCACUCUGGCUAAUAAAAUAUACUUUGUUUGUUAAUAAUUGCAUGCCUUUCCUGUCUGUGAGCAUUAUGGUAGUUGAAUGUGAGUAUGCUUGAAUACUUACACAUUACUCAAGCAAUACUGCUUGAAUGUGAGUUGUCCUGGGCUUCCCAGGGCUGCUGAGUCGUGGGAUGAGGACCCUGAGCCCUUCAACUCUAACUACUACCGGCGCAGCCUGGACAACAAGGGCUAUAUGUUCAGAGCUCCACCCAGAGCCUGUGAGUAACACACACUGAUAUACGCUACAUGGUCAAACGUAUGUGGACACCCCUUCAAAUUAGUGAAUUUGGCUAUUUCAGCCACACCCGUUGCUGACAGGUUUAUACAUUCGAGCACACACCCAUGCAAUCUCCAUAGACAAACAAUGGCAGUAGAAUGGCCCGUACUGAAGAGCUCAGUGACUUUCAACGUGGCACCCGUCAUAGGAUGCCACCUUUCCAACAAGUGAGUUCGUGAAAUUUCUGCCCUGCUAGAGCUGCCCCGGUCAACUGUAAGUGCUGUUAUUGUGGAGUGGAAACGUCUAGGAGCAACAACGGCUCAGCCGCGAAGUGGUAGGCCAACACAAGCUCACAAAACGGUACUCUGGAGCAGUGGAAAUGCGUUCUCUGGAGUGAUGAAUCACGCUUCACCAUCUGGCAGUCCGACGGACAAAUCUGGGUUUGGCAGAUGCUAGGAGAAUGCUAUCUGCCCCAAUGCAUAGUGCCAAUUGGAAAGUUUGGUGGAGGAGGAAUAAUGGUCUGGGACUGUUUUUCAUGGUUUGGCCCCUUAGUUCCAUUGAAGGGAAAUAUUAACGCUACAGCAUACAAUGGCAUUCUAGAUGAUUCUGUGCUUUCAACUUUGUGCCAACAGUUUGGGGGAAGGCCCUUUCCUAUUUCAGCAUGACAAUGCCCCCGUGCACAAACUGAGGUCCAUACAGAAAUGGUUUGUCGAGAUCAGUAUGGAAGAACUUGACUGGACAGCACAGAGCCCUGACCUCAACCCCAUCGAACACCUUUGGAACGCCGACUGCGAGCCAGGCCUAAUCAGCCAACAUCAGUUUCCGACCUCACUAAUGCUUUUGUGGCUGAAUGGAAGCAAGUCCCUGCAGCAAUGUUCCAACAUUACAUUUUACAUUUUAGUCAUUUAGCAGACGCUCUUAUCCAGAGCGACUUACAGUUAGUGAGUGCAUACAUUUUCAUACUGAAUGGAAAGCCUUCCCAGGAAGGUGGAGGCUGUUAUAGCAGUAAAGGGGGGACCAACUCCAUAUUAAUGCAUCAAAGGGGGGACCAACUCCAUAUUAAUGCCCAUGAUUUUGGAAUGAGAUGUUUGACGAGCAGGUGUCCACAUACUUUUGGCAAUGUAGUGUAUAUGACCUUGGAGAUAAAAGUCAGGUUUUUAGAUAGCAAGCAGGUUGUAGGCAUUUAAAGACAUUUCACUCAUAUAACGUGAAAAUAAGUGAUUCAUUCAUCUUGUUUAUAACCUAUCACGAUAACACAGAUCAAUCACUGCUUUCUGUUUGCAUGAACUUUGACCCUGUUAACCUUUGUCAUAGCCAUGGAUGAUCCGGUGACCUCGGAGAACGGCACCAUCGGAAUCCUGGUCAGCACUGCCGUGGAAGUCAACCUGGGAGGCAAGAACCUGAAACCGGCAGGUAAAGCUGUUUUGGUUGUGAAUACAGUAAUUGGAGGAGGUGUUAUCUUUUAAUGUCAAUGGCCCCGUAUCGUUGCAAAAUUCCGGUAAUUUUCCCAAAAUUCCCAGGAUAUCUGGACUCCUCCAACCAGGAUUUCUGGAAAACCUGGGAAUUUAUGGAAGUUACUGCAAUAUUGCAAUUCUAAUGGCCUCAGAUCCUGGUUGCUUUGUCCUUCUCCCUCUUCUUAAAGGAGAAGUUUACCCAAAAUCCAGAAACUCCCAAGUGAUUCCAUAAAUUGAAACUAGUUCAGUGGAUGUUGCCCUCUCCACCUCUCUCUCCCUGUAGUGCUGUACUGAAACUGCUGAAAAAAUGGGUCAUGUUACUCGUGACGUUGCUGGAUGCAGGCCACGCUCUGCUCCGUUGCCAGUGUGGACAAAUUCUUUGUUUUAUUGAGCGUACGGCCGAAUGAGCUAUUUUUGGCAUAAGUACUAUCGGUUAUAAGUCAGGAGAUGUGUACUUUUCCACCUAAAACAUUUGCCAUUAUUGUAUUAAGCCGACUGCCACAGCAGCGGAGAUUAGUAACAACUGCGCAUGUGUGCCCUCGUGGGAAGACCCUGCUACGAAGGAACGUCACGAUAUGCCCUUAUAUGGAGGUUGAUGUCACAGAUUAAAUUUUUUGGGGUGGGAGAAGGAGCUAGUGCGAAAAUUGAUAAAGUUAGGCAUAUCGCAGGUAAAGUUAGUUACCAAAAUGGAAAAGAGAUGGCAGUUAGAGCAAGCUGGUGUUCGGUCCCUGGUUGCACUUUAGACAGGAAAUCAAGGGAAGAAGACACCAAAUGUCACUGACACCAAAUGUCACUGUUUUCCGGUAGAAGAUACGGAGAGAUGCUGAAGAUGUUUAGUUGCAAUUCCAAAUAGUAAAUGUGACUCACCGCCUCGAUUCGGUCUUAUGUAGCAAAAUUUGAAAUUGUGUUUUUUACAUUUAAUAUGAUGUAAAUACUCCUGCAGCCAACCUUGCAUCGCUGCAUGUGUGUAGCAAGCACUUCAGCGACGAUGCAUAUGAACGAGAUGUGCAGUCUGAAAUGAUGGGGACAGAAACCUGAAGGAAACUAAAAGAUGCAGCUGUUGCUACUGUAUUUCCAUGGACUGGAUCUGGCGCAGUGCCAGAAUACAAAGGCAUGUUUAAGAUGAGAAAGCGACAAAGCAAGCCUGAUUCUUGACGUUCAAUGUGUUUUUAUUGUGUUAUUACCAUGGCACCAUAUCAUGUAGACAUAAAAGUGCCCUACAGGUUAGCAUAUGUGCUCCAUGUAUUUAUGACAGUUGAGACAAUAGACAUUGUGUCACUUUACAUUGCAGAAUAGGAUUGUGAUAAAUAAACAUAGGCCAUAUAGUGUUUUGGGCUAAUGUGAAAACAUAAACCCACUAACGGUCCCGCUCAUAGAGGUUUCAAUAAAGUAAAGUAGCUACUUACUCGUUAGAUAACUGUCCAUUUGGCCCAGCUGGAACAGCGGUGCGUCUCCAAUUCGUAUUUGGAAUACGGAAGAAAUCAUCCAGGACACCAGAGUUUAUGUGGGCAGUCAAAUAUUAUUUUUUUCUCGCAAACAUCCUUUCUGAAUUUCUAAGUAAUCCUCGAAGUAAUCAUCUAGUUUUUCAAAAGUAUCUGUAAUCGGAUUACAAUAUUUUUGCUGGUAAUGUAACGGAUUACAGUUAGCGUUUUUUUUGUAAUCCAUUACAUGUAACAGAUUACUUGUAAUCCCCAACCCUGUGUGUAACGCUGUCUUCACUUCACAGACAUGUUUUUUUUUCAUCUGUGAAUUAGGGCAUAUCAGGACGUUUCUACAUAGCAUGGAUUCCCCCAAGAGCGCACAUGCACAGUUGUUACCCAUCUCUGCUGCUGUGGCAGUUGGCUACAUAAAAUAAUGAUAUUAACCUCUACGGGAUCGGUGUUCUGUAUAUGGGACGGUUGAGCUAACGUGCGCUAAUGUGAUUAGCAUGACUGUUGUAAGUAACAGCAAACUUUCCAGGACAUAGACAAUUUGAGAAAAUACCAUGCUAUUGUUUGAGGAGAGUGCACAACAACAAAAAAUGUAUCACGGCAACUGGUUUUGAUACAUUCACCUCUGAAGGUAAAUAAUGUACUUACAUUCAGUAAUCUUGCUCUGAUUUCUCAUCCUAACGGUCCCAGAGAUAAAAUGUAGCAUAGUUUUUGUUUGAUCAAAUCCAUUUUCAUAUUCAAAUGUAGGAACUGGGUUCUACAGUUUGAACCCCUGCUGUCUCUGGCUCCACACCCACCCCGCCCGGCCAUCUAGAUGUAUGAAAGUUAGUGUAUAAGCUAAUGAUCCAUCAUGUAUGACAUUCCUGGGAGUGUGUAAACGUACAUUUUGUAUUACCAUAUCAUUUUUGUAUGUUCUCGAUAGUUAUGUACUUGAAAAUGUAUCAAUUGACCAAUUCGGCACAUUUGGGCAUACUAAAUUGUGCCUAAACUGCAAUAUUAUAUUGUGGCCUUUCUCUUGCAUUUCAAAGAUGAUGGAACAAAACCAAAAAAUAGAAAACACAUGUUUUUUUGUUUGUAUUAUCUUUUACCAGAUCUAAUGUGUUAUAUUCUCCUACAUUAAUUUCACAUUUCCCCAAACUUCAAAGUUUUUCCUUUCAAAUAGUAUCAAGAAUAUGCAAAUCCUUGCUUCAGGUCCUGAUCUACAGGCAGUUAGAUUUGGGUAUGUCAUUUUAGGCGAAAAUUGAAAAAAAGGGUCCGAUCCUUAAGAGGUUAAAUCAUCACACAUGUUUUAGGUGGAAAAGUACACAUUUCCUGACUCAAAACCAAUAGUACUUUUGACAAAAUAACUAAUUUGGCUGUGCGCUUUCAAUAAAACAAUGAAUUUGUCCACACUUUGCGGAUUUCUAAAUCAUGAAUUCACUGGCAACGGAGCAGAGCGAGGCCUGCAUCCAGCAACGUCACGAGUCACGUGACCCGUUUUUGCAGCUGUUUCAGUACAAUACUACAAUGUUUCUGGAUUUUGGGUAAACUUCUCCUUUAAUGGGCUAUCUCUCAGUCUUCUGUUAAACUGUACCUCUAUCUUUCAUGGUCUGGUCUCAUGGUCUUGUUUUAACUCUCCUGCUGACCAGUGGUGGGGGUGAAGCUGGACCUGGAAGCCUGGGUAGACAAGUUCAAGAUCUUGGCCAGCAACGUGUCUGACAGUCGUCAGGGCUCGCAAAAGGUACUGUAUGAAAGGCUGGGUAAAAAUGAUCAGUCCUCUGUGUGACUGCUGUGAAGUGACUUGAACAGAUCCAGUCUAACGUUAUUAUGUUAUGAUGACUCUCUGACUUCCUUUGUACAGUGUGGGCCAUCCAGAAGUUGUGAGAUGGACUGCGAAGUCAACACUGACGUAAGAAUUCCUCUCCUUUCACAUAGCCCUACAUUGUACAAACUGCUGUCACAAUACCCAACCAGACACAACCCACGCACACAUACACACACACAACAGGCUGGGAGCAGCACAGGGUCAGCCUCAGAGCAGACCCCCUGGAGCAGUUUGACUAGUUCAUGUCAACCAAGUGUCUGGGGAGUAAUGGCGUGAUUUGUUUGUGUGUGUGUCCAGUGCUGGUCUGUGUGACAGAAAGAAUAGGAGAGAAAGAGAGUGUGAGAGUCUGUAUGUGCCUAUCAGUAGUGAUAUAAUAAUACAAUACAAUUCCCUGUCUCUAGGACUUACUCUGCUAUCUGAUUGACGAUGGUGGCUUCCUGGUGAUGUCCAACCAGAGGGAUCACUGGAAAAAGGUAUGGAAGGCCAACGUCAGUAGGUACCAACCAGGUCAUCUUACACAAUCUCUAAAUGGUAAAAUAGCAUAAUAAAGUUGAUUAUCGAAGAUAUUGAUUGAUUCUUUGGUACCUGUAUGUUAAAAUUAUAACAUUCAGUCUGUAUUAUUUGACUCCAUUAGUUUUAAUAGGUGCAGACCAGUCACAAAGCCUUACCCUUGUUUUUUUGCUAUAGCCCAGUGUGCAAAUAAUACAGACUGAUUGUUCUCAAAUAUAUUGUAUGAUAGAUCUGUGUAUUAAAGAUAUGGAGAUGUAGGUCUGACAAAGAUCUUGUCUACGUGCCUGUCAGUUAUUCCAGUAUCUUGCUGUUCCAGGUGGGCCUUUUCUUUGGUGAUGUGGACCCCUAUCUGAUGCACGCGCUGUAUAACAACUCCAUCUACGCCCGCCGACAGUCCUUCCAGUACCAGUCAGCAUGUGAGCCAGUCAGCAGCAGUCACACAGGAGCAGCACCCAGGGGCAUCUUUGUGGUGAGAGUUCCAGGACCAGGGCAGCCUUACCUUACCUACCCUAUUUCAUCUCCAGGGCCCGUAUUCAUGAAGUGUUUCAGAAUAGGGGUGCUGAUCUAGCAUCAGUUUUGCAUUUUACAGGGGGUUCUGAUCCUAGAUCGGCACUCCUACUCUGAGAAGCUUUACGGAUGGAUACAGGCCCUGAAAAAACUACUAACUAUUCCACCUAGCCUAUCAAAGGUGCAGCUACCACAACAUUGUUUAUACCCUCAGAUCUACACAAGUCCCUUAGUGGUACACUCUUAGAAAAAAGGGUUCCAAAAGGGUUCUUCGGCUGUCCCCAUAGAAUAACUAUUUUUGGUUCCAGGUAAAACUACUUUUUGGUUCCAGGUAGAACCGUUUUGGGUUCCAUUUAGAUACCUCUAUGGAAAGGGUUCUACAUGGAACCCAAAACGUUUCUACUUGGAACCAAAAGGGUUCUACCUGGAACCAACAAGGGUUCUUCAAAGGGUUAUCCUAUGGGGACAGCCGAAGAACCCUUUAAGGUUCUAGAUAGCACCUUUUUUUCUAAGAGUGUAGGGGUGCUAAAGGUUGUUUCUGGAAGGGGCUAUCAACUUCAACUUCAUAAGGCUCUGGUCAAAAGUAGUGCACUAUAGGGAAUGGCAUUUGGGACUUAUUCUAUAUCUUUCAAUGAGUAAUGGCUUCUCCUUGUGUUCUCUCUUCUUCUCCUCCCCUUGGUCCCAAUGUGUUGUGUCUAGCCCUCCAUCGCAGACAUGCUCAGUCUGGCCUGGUGGACCUCAGCGGCAGCAUGGUGAGGCCAUCUCUAUUUUAGCACAGAUCACAUGACCUAAAGAACAAGAUGUAUGAAACUUAACCAUUUAAAGAGGUGAUCUGGGAUUAGUACAUACAUUUACAUCAUUUAGCAGACGCUCUUAUCCAGAGCAUACAUUUUAGGACUUAAUGAUACAGCCAUAGAUUCUUGGAGAAUAUAACUAGUUAAACUGUCUUACUCCAUCACAACCCAAAAUAUAAUCUUGUUUUACAAUAUAAUUAAUAAACAAAUACUGUAUAACUUCAAAAUAUGAAUAUAAUUUUGAUCUCAUGGAUGGUCAGUCCUUGCAUCCAUAGCUCCGUCUAUGAAUUUGAGAGUAGUUACAUUUCUCCAACUCCAUCCCUCAGCUGUUUACCAAAACAUUGUUGUUGUUUGAACUGCAGAUUGCCCCUUUAAGCAUGUCUAGUCUCUGCUGUUAACCCCCUAAGGUCGAUGUCCGCGCCCCUGCGGAAAUCUAAUUUGUAUAAUGAAAAAAUCUCCAUAAAAAUCUGUCAGUUUAAGCUAGAGAUAUGUUGUUGUUUUCUUUGCAUUGGAUGCGUCUCAAUCCAUCACAUCCGCCUAUGUCGCACUUCCGCAUCUGCGGUGAAAGGUGACAGAGCUAGAGCUGUGUUUUUCAGACCAUGAGACAUCCUGAAAAUCGGUCUUCUCACAAAAUCAUCCGUAGUCUACAAACUAUUAAGACCCCUCUAUGGAAAGACUCUCAUGAUGGUGUUCUUUGUUUUGCUCACCUACUCCCACAAGUGUCUUGGGACUCGUCUAAAGUCAGUACAGCCGAUCUGCCAACUUCUGUCUGUAGCGUCCGAACAGUUUGGGCUACACACUAAUAUGACCCCUCUGUAGAAAGGUGAGACUCGCAAACGCGUACAUGUCGGUUGUUUUGCUCUAGGAUGCCCAUAGACCUCACAAGACUUGUCUAAAGGUCCCCCGGUACCAGUUGAAAAAAUGAAUGGAAGUAUACAGUGCCUUCGGAAAGUAUUCAGACUUUUUCCACAUUCUGUCUUAUUCUAAAAUUGAUUAAAUAUAGACACCUGUCUAUAUGAGGUCCCACAGUUGACAGUGCAUGUCAGAGCAAAAACCAAUCCAUGAGGUCGAAGGAAUUGUCCUUAGAGCUCCGAGAAAGGAUUGUGUCGAUGGCACAGAUCUGAGGAAGGGUACCAAAACAUUUCUGCAGCAUUGAAGGUCCCCAAGAACACAGUGGCCUCCAUAAUUCUUGUAUACAGUGCCUUCGGAAAGUAUUCAGACCCCUUGACUUUUUCCACUUUUCUAAACGUUUUUAACGUUGAUUAAAUUGUUUUUUUCCCUCAUCAAUCUACACACAAUACCCCAUAAUGACAAAGCAAAAACUGAAAUUAUACAGUUACAUAAGUAUUCAGACCCUUUACUCAGUACUUUGUUGAAGCACCGUUGGCAGCGAUUACAGCCUUGAGUCUUCUUGGGUAUGACGCUACAAGCUCGCACACCUGUAUUUGGGGAGUUUCUCCCAUUCUUCUCUGCAGAUCCUCUCAAGCGCUGUCAGGUUGGAUGGGGAGCGUUGCUGCACAGCUAUUUUCAGGUCUCUCCAGAGAUGUUCAUUCGUGUUCAAGUCCGAGCUCUGGCUGUGCCACUCAAGGACAUUCAGAGACUUGUCCCGAAGCCACAAGCUGUGUGCCAAAAACGAGUCACAUGCAGUCUGUUUAGUUCCAAAAAUAAAGGUUACAGUGCCUUGCAAAAGUAUUCAUCCCCCUUGGCAUUUUUCCUAUUUUGUUGCAUUACAACCUGUAACUUAAAUUGAUUUUUAUUUGGAUUUCAUGUAAUGGAUAUACACAAAAUAGUCCAAAUUGGUGAAGUGAAAUGAAUAAAAUAACUUAUUCUACAAAAUAAAUAACGGAAAAGUGGUGCAUGCAUAUGUAUUCACCCCCUUUGCUAUAAAGCCCCUAAAUAAGAUCUGGUGUAACCAAUUACCUCCAGAAGUCACAUAAUUAGUUAAAUAAAGUCCACCUGUGUGCACUCUAAGUGUCACAUGAUCUGUCACAUGAUCUCAGUAUAUAUACACCUGUUCUGAAAGGCCCCAGAGUCUGCAACACCACUAGCAAGGGGCACCACCAAGCAAGCGGCACCAUGAAGACCAAGGAGCUCUCCAAACAGGUCAGGGACAAAGUUGUGGAGAAGUACAGAUCAGGGUUGGGUUAUAAAAAAAUAUCAGAAACUUUGAACAUCCCACGGAGCACCAUUAAAUCCAUUGUUAAAAAUGGAAAGAAUAUGGCACCACAACAAACCUGCCAAAAGAGGGCCGCCCACCAAAACUCACGGACCAGGCAAGGAGGGCAUUAAUCAGAGAGGCAACAAAGAGACCAAAGAUAACCCUGAAGGAGCUGCAAAGCUUCACAGCGGAGAUUGGAGUAUCUGUCUAUAGGACCACUUUAAUCCGUACACUCCACAGAGCUGGGCUUUACGGAAGAGUGGCCAGAUUAAAAAAGCCAUUGCUUAAAGAAAAAAAUAAGCAAACACGUUUGGUGUUCGCCAAAAGGCAUGUGGGAGACUCCCCAAACAUAUGGAAGAAGGUACUCUGGUCAGAUGAGACUAAAAUUGAGCUUUUUGGCCAUCAAGGAAAAUGCUAUGUCUGGCGCAAACCGAACACCUCUCAUCACCCCGAGAACACCAUCCCCACAAAUAAGCAUGGUGGUGGCAGCAUCAUGCUAUGGGGAUGUUUUUCAUCGGCAGGGACUGGGAAACUGGUCAGAAUUGAAGGAAUGAUGGAUGGUGCUAAAUACAGGGAAAUUCUUGAGGUAAACCUGUUUCAGUCUUCCAGAGAUUUGAGACUGGGACAGAGGUUCACCUUCCAGCAGGACAAUGACCCUAAGCAUACUGCUAAAGCAACACUCGAGUGGUUUAAGGGGAAACAUUUAAAUGUCUUGGAAUGGCCUAGUCAAAGCCCAGAACUCAAUCAAAUUGAGAAUCUGUGGUAUGACUUAAAGAUUGCUGUACACCAGCUUGACCCAUCCAACUUGAAGGAGCUGGAGCAGUUUUGCCUUGAAGAAUGGGCAAAAAUCCCAGUGGCUAGAUGUGCCAAGCUUAUAGAGACAUACCCCAAGAGACUUGCAGCUGUAAUUGCUGCAAAAGGUGGCUCUACAAAGUAUUGACUCUGGGGGGGGUGAAUAGUUAUGCAUGCUCAAGUUCAGUUUUUUUGUCUUAUUUCUUGUUUGUUUCACAAAUGGUAGGCAUGUUGUGUAAAUGAAAUGAUACAAACCCCCCAAAAAUCAAUUUUAAUUCCAGGUUGUAAGGCAAGAAAAUAGGAAAAAUGCCAAGGGGGGUGAAUACUUUCGCAAGCCACUGUACAUACAUGUAAACAUUUUCAAAAAAGUUCCUGAUCUUUCUUAUAUCUCUCAGAUAUAGGACAGACACUUCAGAACAAACUUCCUUUAGAUUCCUUUGGGGGGGAUCUGUUAUUCAAUGUGUGUGUAUGGGCUAAUAGUAGUAAGGCCCCCCAGAAAAACUCAUCAAAUACUUUAUUUAUAUAUUUUUGGGAUACUUCAAGGGGUCUUAAAAUUCUAAAUUAAAUAGCAAAAUGAUCCUUGGUAGUAGAACCCCCCCUCCCCGGUUUAGACAGGGUUUAGACUCUUAUGGGUUAAUGAGGUAUGACGUCAGGUUUAGGUCAGAGAGAUGUCCUGUCUAUUACUGUGAUAUUACUCUAUGACUCAGCAUCCCUCUCACUGUUUGUUUCAUCUAUAUCAGGUCUGUAGUCCAGCAGCUGCUCUAUGGACUGGCCUACAACAGUUGGCUCUAUACAGGUUGGUGCACAUUUCUUAUUCUUGUGCUGCAUGUGUGCCUUUCUCCAAGCUGAUAUGUUAGGGGAAUAUGUUUCCAUAGGCAAUGGGAAAGUAGUUGGUGUACACGGGACAGCCCAUUGCCAGGGCUGUCUUGCUGGAAAUGUUUUUACAUAAAACAUGAACACUCUCAGUACAUGUCACAUGUAUGAAGCUGAAUCCCCACUGUAGACUUGAGGUUCAAUCCCCGCGUCCACCUUUCCCUCUGUUUCUCCCACGUGCCUGUAUCGCCCUCUUAUUUCAUAACUGUCAAAUAAAGUGUCAAGAUACCCUAACAAAAAACAUUUCUGGGUGUUUCAUUCCUCCUUUGUUGCAGGUGAUGUUCUGGCAGAUGGGUUUGACCAGAGGGAGAGCAGCUGUGUGACCAUCCAAAGCCAGUUCUACUUCACCAACACCACCAACUCAUACAAUGUGCUGCAGGACUGCGGGAACUGCUCCAGGUGUGUGUGUGUGUGCACAUGCAUGUGUUUGUGCGUGCGCGUGUAUGUGUGUACAAAUAUGUGACCUCUUUUCCUCUGUUGUAGGUUAUUCCAUGCUAAACGGAUAGAGAACACCAACCUGUUGUUUGUGGUGGCUGAGACACUUCCCUGUAGCUCCUGUGAGAUCGAGAGACUGACCCAGGUCAAAACGGAGUGUAUCCUUCAUUUGGUCACCUAGGCUACGGCAAGCCUUUAGGGACAUAAGACUGGCAGGGGGUCCACUACAACCUCACCAGGACUGCAACGUCUACUAAUCUUCACAAAGGCUGUCCACAAACGGGGGCAUGAUCUCCUGCAUGUUACAAAAACCUAAUGCGUUGACUUAUUAGCUAAUACAGCUAGCUGUAGCCUACAUUUUGUAAAUAAGUGAAUCACUGGGUGUUAUGGGUGUUAUCGUAUCCAUAUAGAAGACUCUAUAUAGGCCCAAAGUGUCACUGCAUUUCCUUGUUGACCCUCUGACCUUAACCCAGGCCAACAGUCCAGGAGGAGGAUCCCUGUGAGGUGUUGAACUCUGCACGCUACCGGAGAGGCCCGACCGAAUGCUGGGACUACAACAUCUGGGUAAGGAGUUCUCUAGUACCACAGACAUGGGGUGUGUCCUACAUGGCACCCUUUUCCUUAUAUACAGUAGUGCACUACUUUUGACCAGAGUCCUAUGGGCCCUGGUCAACAGUAGUACCCUAUAAAAGGUAAUAGGGUGCCAUUUGGGACACAACCAUGGUCUCUUGUGCAUCACUUCCUAUUGUUAUUAUUUGCAUAUAUAGUAUAUACAGUGAGGGAAAAAAGUAUUUGAUCCCCUGCUGAUUUUGUACGUUUGCCCACUGACAAAGACAUGAUCAGUCUAUAAUUUUAAUGGUAGGUUUAUUUGAACAGUGAGAGACAGAAUAACAACAAAAAAAUCCAGAUGUCAAAAAUGAUAUAAAUUGAUUUGCAUUUUAAUGAGGGAAAUAAGUAUUUGACCCCUCUGCAAAACAUGACUUAAUACUUGGUGGCAAAACCCUUGUUGGCAAUCACAGAGGUCAGACGUUUCAUGUAGUUGGCCACCAGGUUUGCACACAUCUCAGGAGGGAUUUUGUCCCACUCCUCUUGGCAGGUUUCGAGGCUGACGUUUGGCAACUCUAACCUUCAGCUCCCUCCACAGAUUUUCUAUGGGAUUAAGGUCUGGAGACUGGCUAGGCCACUCCAGAACCUUAAUGUGCUUCUUCUUGAGCCACUCCUUUGUUGCCUUGGCCGUGUGUUUGGGGUCAUUGUCAUGCUGGAAUACCCAUCCACGACCCAUUUGCAAUGCCCUGGCUGAGGGAAGGAGGUUCUCACCCAAGAUUUGACGGUACAUGGCCCCGUCCAUCGUCCCUUUGAUGCGGUGAAGUUGUCCUGUCCCCUUAGCAGAAAAACACCCCCAAAGCAUAAUGUUUCCACCUCCAUGUUUGACGGUGGGGAUGGUGUUCUUGGGGUCAUAGGCAGCAUUCCUCCUCCUCCAAACACGGCGAGUUGAGUUGAUGCCAAAGACCUCGAUUUUGGUCUCAUCUGACCACAACACUUUCACCCAGUUCUCCUCUGAAUCAUUCAGAUGUUCAUUGGCAAACUUCAGACGGGCCUGUAUAUGUGCUUUCUUGAGCAGGGGGACCUUGCGGGCGCUGCAGGAUUUCAGUCCUUCACGGCGUAGUGUGUUACCAAUUGUUUUCUUGGUGACUAUGGUCCCAGCUGCAUUGAGAUCAUUGACAAGAUCCUCCCAUGUAGUUCUGGGCUGAUUCCUCACCGUUCUCAUGAUCAUUGCAACUCCACGAGGUGAGAUCUUGCAUGGAGCCCCAGGCCGAGGGAGAUUGACAGUUCUUUUGUGUUUCUUCCAUUUGCGAAUAAUCGCACCAACUGUUGUCACCUUCUCACCAAGCUGCUUGGCGAUGGUCUUGUAGCCCAUUCCAGCCUUGUGUAGGUCUACAAUCUUGUCCCUGACAUCCUUGGAGAGCUCUUUGGUCUUGGCCAUGGUGGAGAGUUUGGAAUCUGAUUGAUUGAUUACUUCUGUGGACAGGUGUCUUUUAUAAAGGUAACAAACUGAGAUUAGGAGCACUCCCUUUAAGAGUAUGCUCCUAAUCUCUGCUCGUUACCUGUAUAAAAGACACCUGGGAGCCAGAAAUCUUUCUGAUUGAGAGGGGGUCAAAAACUUAUUUCCCUCAUUAAAAAGCAAAUCAAUUUAUAACAUUUUUGACAUGCGUUUCUCUGGAUUAUUUUGUUGUUAUUCUGUCUCUCACUGCUCAAAUAAACCUACCAUUAAAAUUAUAGACUGAUCAUUUCUUUGUCAGUGGGCAAACGUACAAAAUCAGCUUGGGAUCAAAUACUUUUUUCCCUCACUGUAGGUAGUUGUUCUCUAGUCCUCUCAGUCUGCGUCUUCUCUUUGUUUCUCUCUUCUAGGAGAACACAUCGGAGUGUGGGAGAGGCCAUUCCAUACAAUCUUCAAUGGGAAUCCUUCUCUCUAUCCAGCUGAUCCUGACUCUUCUCUCUCUCUGACACCUGGACUAGACCCUUGCCACAGUCAUCAUUCACUAUCUCCUGCCAUCCAUUCUCUUACUCUUUCUUUUGUUCUUCAACAUUUCUUUAUCCACUUCUGGGUCGGUGUUUGACCUCUGCAAAAACUGUUUAUUUUGUUUCAUAAUUCCAACUUCCUCUUUCCUCUCCCUUUCUCUAGUGUCAUUUCCCUUCAUCUCUCUCUCUCUACAUUGCCAUUGCAUGUCUCAUAUGACAAGCCAUUUGAAAAGAAGAGAAUUUCUCUUAUUUUGAUGACAGUAAACUGCCCCAAGUGUGAGAUAUGGAACUUUUUUUUUAUUU